Molecule: messenger RNA, 444 nt
Organism: Guillardia theta CCMP2712
Lineage: Eukaryota; Cryptophyceae; Pyrenomonadales; Geminigeraceae
Exons: 1
Coding region: 1-444 (147 amino acids)
Biological process (GO): endoplasmic reticulum to Golgi vesicle-mediated transport
Cellular component (GO): cytoplasm; TRAPP complex; nucleus
Source: RefSeq, a predicted model, not a curated record
AUGAUUGAAUGUUUAUGUAUCAUAGAGAAGGAUAACUUCCCAGCAUUGCUGAGAGUCUACUCAGGAGGGAAAGACCUGAACAAGUAUCACUACAUGUGUUAUUGUGCCAUAGACAUCUUCGAGGAGAAGGAGCAAGCGGCGCGCGCAGGAGGGGUUGGUAAACAGGUGGAUUCGUACCUCGGUACGCUGUAUCCUGCUCAGGAGCACAAAAUCCAUGGCUACAUAACAAACACGGGGGUGAGAAUGGUGAUGAUACUGGACGAGAAAGAUGGCAAGGAUGGGAGCUUGGUCAAGGCAUUCUUCAAGAAGCUGCACAGCUUACAUGCUGAAUGUGUUUCGAAUCCUUUUCACCGGGAUGGUCAGCCGAUCGUUUCCAAGAAGCUGGAAAGAGAUCUAGAGGCCCUUGUACGCCUAUGGAACUCUGACGCGUUCUCACUGAGAUGA